ACCAUGACCUGGCAAGAGAUUGCACAACAGAAGAGAGACUCUGUCAAUUCUCAGAUUCCUAAAGAGUGGCUGUUUGAAGAGAAGCCAACAGAUGUGAGAAAUGCAUACGAAUACCUGAAUUCUGUCUUACCUGCGGAAGAGACAGCGAUAGUUCACAAGUCAUUGUUAGAAUUGCAAAGGGAAAUCAAGGAUAAGACACUGACUUCGUAUGAGAUUACAAAGGCCUUUUGUCAUAGAGCAGCUCUGGCGCAUCAAUUGAUCAAUUGCUGCUCCGAGAUCUUCUUUGAUAGGGCCUUUGCUCGUGCAAAGGAAUUGGACGAGUACUAUGAGACUACCGGAGAGUUGAAAGGCCCAUUGCAUGGCCUACCAAUCUCCUUGAAGGACCAGAUCAAUCUGGAAGGGUUGGAUUCCUCCAUUGGCUACGUCUCAUUGGCCUUCCAUCCAAAGAGCAAAGAUGACACUUCGGUAAUUGCAGAGAUCCUCUACGAUGCAGGAGCCGUGUUCUACGUGAAAACUGCAGUGCCAAUGGCCAUGAUGGCUGCUGACACCUUUUCAAACUUGCACGGGCAAACGUUGAAUGCUUUUAACAACAAACUAUCCCCUGGAGGCUCUUCUGGAGGUGAGUCCUCGUUGAUCGGGUGUCGUGGCUCUCUCAUUGGUCUAUCCACUGAUAUUGGGGGUUCGAUCAGAAUCCCUGCCACAUUCCAAGGGUUGUUUGCCAUUAGAGCAUCUACUGGCAGAUUGCCAUACUGCAAAGUGACGAAUUCAUAUGCUUAUCAGCCAAUCGUUCCCUCUGUUAUUGGCCCAUCUGCUCAAAAUUUGCAAGAUCUGGAGUUCUUUGUGAAGCUGAUUAUCGAUUCGAAACCAUGGCUUAAGGACCCUAAAUGUCCACCAAUCGAAUGGAGACAGGUUGAAUUGCCAAAGAAGUUGACGAUUGGUAUCAUGAAGAACAAUGGCGUGAUUACACCGCACCCACCUGUUCAACGUGGUUUGGAACUGCUUGCUGAGAAGCUAAAGAAAGCAGGCCACGAGGUUAUUGAAUGGGAGCAUCCAAUCCCUGCGCAGACACUCAAGGACAAUUUGUUAGAGAUCUUAACAGCAGAUGGCUAUAGAGAGACAAAGAAUGAAAUUGCAAAGACUGGAGAACCACCUAUCCCACAGUUCCUGGGUUAUGAAGACGAUUUGAAAGAGUUGACAGUUACUGAGCACUGGCAACAAGCAAAGAUCAAAUACGAGUGUCAACAGGCUUACGAUAAGGCUUGGCUGUCGACAAGUGGUCCAAGUGGAGGACGCAUGGAUUGUUUCAUAUCACCAGCUUGGGAAUCCACAUCUUAUCCUGCUGGUGAAGCAAAGAUAUACCAUUGCUCCUAUACAUACCCUGCCAACUACUUAGACUACACAAGUGUUAUCAUCCCAGUCACCAAAGUCUCUGAAGAGGAUAAUGUGGAGGCUGUGUAUGAGCCAUUGAACGAUUUUGACCAAGAGACGAAAGAGUUGUGGGACUACAAGUUGUUCGAAGGAAUGCCUGUGUGUGCGCAGAUAUACUGUAUGCGUUAUGAGGAAGAGAAGGCCAUUAAGAUCGCAGACAUUGUCACUGAGGCCUUGAAGCAAUGAGCGAGCCUUUACUCUUUAGCUAGUUAAGUAAG
Messenger RNA from Williopsis jadinii, 1646 nucleotides. RefSeq names its product amidase. The transcript has a single exon. The record is from RefSeq and is a predicted model, not a curated record. Bases 4 to 1614 code for a protein of 536 amino acids. Lineage: Eukaryota; Fungi; Ascomycota; Saccharomycetes; Phaffomycetales; Wickerhamomycetaceae.